Messenger RNA from Aaosphaeria arxii CBS 175.79, 992 nucleotides. RefSeq lists its product as uncharacterized. The transcript is spliced from 2 exons. The record is from RefSeq and is a predicted model, not a curated record. The coding region runs from base 1 to 822 and encodes 273 amino acids. Lineage: Eukaryota; Fungi; Ascomycota; Dothideomycetes; Pleosporales.
AUGGAGUUCAACCCCAUUACCCCCUCCACUUCUGAUGAAGACCUCCCUUUCCCGAUGGAUAUUGACACUCUAACCUAUGGGUUCAUUCCAGGAAUCCCUAUUCUCGAGGAUCACCCAUCUCCCCCUCUCAUCAAUAUCCAUGCGUUGCUUGCCUCCUACCUCGCAGCAUACAUGGAGCCGGUCGAAGCGAAGGCUACCCAGCUGGAACGCGGCAAAGCACUGGCAUCUGCAUUGGCUUCUCACUACUAUCCUGAAGCUCAAGGGUUCUCCGUCCAGGACAAGAACUUCGUCAUGGCAAAGUUUGGCUGGUCCUUCGAGCUAGACGGCAAGAGAAACACGGCGCCGUUUCAUCUGGUCCAGCCAGAGCACAUUGGAGGCUUCGUGGUCAACAAGAAGCAGGUCGUCGAAUUCAGCGAUGGAUCAAUUCAAGAGGUCGUCUAUCCUCACACGUAUAUCUGCAUCAUGGCUGACGACCUCGCAACCCGCGAGCACUGGUUGAAUAGGUCUCACCUCUGCCGUGGGGACAUCAUGUCCCUCCCGCUCGGCUUCGAGGCUAACAUCAAGAAGGGCCACUGCGUUCUCAUCAUCGGCACGCAGAUGGAGUUCUACCAGUUCGACGCCGACGACGGACGGAUGCCAAUCCGGCCCUGGCCCGUCGACGAGAAGAACAAGAAGUACAGGCAGAACUGGAGCCUGGACUUGACAAAGUGGAGCAUGGAUGUAGCCGACAUCUGGUGGACUUGGCUAGCGGAGAGCAAGGUCACGUAUCAGAAUGGAUACGUCGCAGAGGGUUCUGAGUUCGAGCGCGUCGUUGGUGCAUAGAGGGAAUUUCCCUGGACGACCUGCAGGAUUGGAGAGCUGCCAGAUGUAUCUGGGCUUUUGCGAAUGUGUUCAGGAAUGAUUAAGAUUGGGCUGUGUCAAUUAGGACUCACAUCGAGACAGGCACGGUGUUGAGGUUAUUGAGACCUCGAUCUCAUGGAUUCAGGCUUUAC